Molecule: messenger RNA, 3577 nt
Organism: Rhopalosiphum maidis (corn leaf aphid)
Lineage: Eukaryota; Metazoa; Arthropoda; Insecta; Hemiptera; Aphididae
Product: probable phosphorylase b kinase regulatory subunit beta
Exons: 20
Coding region: 188-3421 (1077 amino acids)
Biological process (GO): glycogen metabolic process
Cellular component (GO): phosphorylase kinase complex
Molecular function (GO): calmodulin binding
Source: RefSeq, a predicted model, not a curated record
UGUAAUAUAUUAUUAUUAUUGUUACUUGAGUUGUAGCGAUAAUUUAUGUAAAAUAUUAUAUACCAACGCCGCCGUGACAUAGUUCAGUGCUGCGGUUAGUAAUCGCUGUCGUAAUAAUAUUACACAUUUGUGUUCGACGAUCGUCGCGGUGCGUCAUUUACUGUAGAUAACGGUCCGGCCGUUCGCUAUGAGCGCUAAAAAUACGAGUUUCGUCGACACCGACGUCGACUUGCACCUGAAGAUAUCCAAUUACGAGGAGACGGUCAAACAUUUGGACAUCUACUACGGCAUAGUGAAAAGACAAUUGUUGAGAUAUCAAAGUGCAAUAACUGGUCUAUUUCCAGUGAUGUCAGAUGACAAAAAAGUGGCCAGUGUUAGAGAUAGCGUGUAUUGUGCUGCUGCAAUUUGGAGUUUAUUUCAAGCGUAUAGACGAAUUGAUGACGACAGAGGGAAAUCUUAUGAGUUGGGCCAGUCUGCGGUGAAGUGCAUGAGAGGAAUAUUGGCAUGCUGGAUCAGACAGGUGGAUCUAAUAGAAUGUUUUAAAAAACACCAGUGCAAUAAAUUUGCAUUACAUUCAAAAUUUAAUUUGGAAAAUGGUGAUACUGUUUACUCCGGCGAAGGCUAUCCUCAUUUACAGAUUGAUGCAGUAUCAUUGUAUCUCAUAUAUUUAGUCCAAAUGACUACAUCGGGGUUGCAAAUAAUUUAUACGAGAGACGAAGUUGCAUUUGUGCAAAAUUUAGUAUACUAUAUAGAACGUGCGUACAGAACGCCAGAUUAUGCUAUGUGGGAACGAGGUAGUUCGUAUAAUGACAACACUCCUGAAAUUCACGCAAGUUCUAUCGGCAUGGCCAAAAGUGCAUUGGAAUCUAUUAACGGCUGCAAUCUGUUCGGUGACAAAGGAGCCUCUUGGUCUGUAAUAUACGUAGAUAUCGACGCGCACAAUAGGAACAGAAGUAUUUUCGAAACAUUACUGCCUCGAGAAUCUAGUUCGAAAGCUGUCGAUUCAGCGUUGAUAUCAACCGUGUCUUACCCUGGCUUCGCUACUCAUGAAGACGUAUUGGUGUCAUAUACCAAGGCUAAUAUUGUGAAAAAACUCAAAGGCCGCUAUGGGUUCAAACGGUUUAAGAGGGAUGGUUAUAAAUGUGUCAUUGAGGAUAAAAAGAGGAAGUUCUACAACGUCGGAGAAACCAAGGAUUUCGAAAACAUAGAGAACGAAUGGCCUUUAUAUUUUCUGUACAUGAUUAUCGAUGGAGUGUUCAAAAACUUACCAAAUCAGGUUGAGGAGUAUAAAACUCAGUUGAAGGACGUCAUGACCAUCGACAGUUUCGGUGAUCCUUACAUACCAAUGUUCUAUUAUAUCACCAAAGAGAAUGUAGAAUAUGAAAGGGCGGACCCGGGCAGUCAACUGAGGUCUGCAGGUCCGGAGUACGAGGAUGGCCAGGACCCACCGCUAUUUUUGUGGAAUCAAGCGUUAUACGUCAUCGCCCAGCUACUCACAUCCAACUUAUUGCACAUAAACGAACUGGACCCGAUUCGUCGAUACUUACCAUCCUACAACAGGCCCAAACGGCCCGGACGUUACUCAGCAUUUCAGGGGACUGCUACUGAUUUAGUGGUUCAAGUAGUUCUCAUAGCAGAAUCCAUGCGACUGCAAGCGAUGAUGGCUACGUACGGCAUCCAAACACAAACGCCUCACGAAGUUGAACCCGUCCAGAUUUGGUCGUCCACUGAGCUGAUGAAAGUAUACACGAAUUUGGGUAUAAACGACAAAUUAAAAUUGACUGGAAGACCGUUACGGCCCAUUGGUGCGCUUGGGACAAGUAAAAUGUACAGAGUUUGCGGAAUGACUGUUCUGUGUUAUCCGCUUAUAUUUGAAGUAUCCGAGUUUUAUCUCUAUCGAGACAUGUCACUGUUGAUCGAUGACAUUAAAACUGAAUUGAAAUUCGUCAGUAGAUUUUGGCGGCUGUCCGGUAGACCUACGAUUUGCUUGUUAAUACGAGAAGAGCAUAUGCGAGAUCCUCAGUUUGAAGAGAUGUUGGACUUAUUCGCAAUGUUAAAAAAAGGCCAUUGCGACGGCAUCAAAGUGAGAAUUGGAAGAUUACAAAAUUUACUAUCUUCUUCGUGUAUGGAACAUUUGGAUUUUGUGAAUAAUAUCGGUGCACAUGAUUUCGAAUUUCAACCUUUCAAACAAUUGGAGUACGAUUAUAGUGGUUAUCAGAGUUUGACAGAUGUACCCAAAGCUUCGGUUUAUACGGAAGAUAUUAUCAACAUGCAGAACUAUCAGCACAAGAGUACGAACGAAAUUAUCCAGACAAUAAAUGGCGGAAUUGGAUUAUUUUCGCAAGCUCAGCUGUACGGGUUAUUGUUGAAAAGAGAAGGUAUCGAAAAAGAAGUAAACGGAUAUACAAUUAGACAUCAUUUAACAAAUUUGUACCACAGCGCCGGUUGUUUGCAUUACUGGAUUGCCGUACGAUAUUGCAGCAGUAUGUUGCGUCACGCGGUCGACAGCAUCAGUCCAUUUAUAACGACUGUUCUAGUCAACGGAAAACAACUCACCGUCGGGGUCGUGGAUCAAAAGGAAACGGUGUUUGAUAAGCCAAUGACGCCGGCGGCCAUCCACUCAAUAAUGUACUCCACCAUACAACCGUAUAACGUCAUACAAGCCGUAUUACAACAGGAAAUCAUUUUGUACUGUGGUCGGCUGAUAGCCACCAAUCCGGAUAUGUUCAAAGGAAUAUUGAAAAUAAGAGUCGGAUGGGUAAUGGAAGCUAUGACAUUGCAAUUAAAUUCUGGCCUAGAAAAACAAUUAUUAGUCGAAAACUUGAGUCCAUAUGCCAUACGAAAAUUAUUACAAAAAAUAUUCACAGUCAAGGAGUGGGGACAAAGAGAGCAAAUCAAUAUGCUGCAAAAGCGAAAACUCGAGGGUUGCUUGUGCCGGGUGCCCAAUCGAUUCUACAACCAAGUAUGGGACAUCUUAAGACGUACACCCAAAGGUAUUCGGUUCCGGAACCAAAUAAUGCCGCAGCAGCCCACCAUCAACAACAUGACGCACUCAGAGCUUCAAUUCGCGCUGUACGUUGAGAGCAUGUUGAACCAACUCGAAAAGCCUGAGUAUAGACAACUCAUUGUUGAGUUGCUGUGCAUAGUUUCCACGAUACUCAUUCGGAACCCGGAACUCACACUUAAGGAGUUGAACCUAGACAACUUAGUCAUCGAAGCUAACAGGAUGUUUUGCAAGGACAAUCAAAUGACGCGCAGCGACAAUCUGGACGCGUUCAUUUCGUCCAAGUACUCGAUCACCGCCGGGUACUUUGCCAGGGCCGUGGUGAACAAUAUACUGACCGGCGGCCAGUUGGAAACGUCUGCCGUCGACAUAGACGAAGACGAUGAUGGAAACGAUGAUAAAUGCACAGUGUCGUGAGACGCAACCACCCAGUCUCGUGCUAGUCAUAUUUACGAACCGCUGAUAACCAUCGAACCAGCUUGUGUUGUUGAAUGACAAGAGAGAAAACUUGCCGUUAUUUUGUCUUACACAAAUCGGGACGAAACUCACAAAAUGACAGGAAUAUCGCAUACU